Pungitius pungitius (ninespine stickleback) is the source of this 1915-nucleotide messenger RNA. Its product is annotated as voltage-dependent calcium channel gamma-1 subunit. NCBI's taxonomy places the organism in Eukaryota, Metazoa, Chordata, Actinopteri, Perciformes, Gasterosteidae. The transcript has 4 exons. Gene Ontology annotation, biological process: calcium ion transmembrane transport; regulation of calcium ion transmembrane transport via high voltage-gated calcium channel. The record is from RefSeq and is a predicted model, not a curated record. Bases 600 to 1286 code for a protein of 228 amino acids. Gene Ontology annotation, cellular component: membrane; L-type voltage-gated calcium channel complex. Gene Ontology annotation, molecular function: calcium channel regulator activity; voltage-gated calcium channel activity.
ACAGACUGAAUAAGAAAAGGAAAACCAGAGAAUCUUUCAGAUAAAUGAUAGGUAGAAUUUGGCAGGGAGAUUAUAGCAGUCCAAACUUGAAAAAGUUUUCACGAGAGCAUAUGCUCGCAACCAAUCGAUUUUUAAAUGAAAACAUCUGGUUGUGACCCGACUCGUAAACAUCAGAAUGGUCGUGUAAAAGGGUUCGAAAAGGUCUAAAGAAACCCUCCGGAACAUCUUCAUCACGUGGCGGAGUGGCCUCAGCAGCAUCGAAGGCAACAUGGGAGGGAGAGGCAGCGAGGAGAGAGCUAGAAACUAGGGCGCCGUUAUCUGGCCCCAUUUCAACGGCCACAAGGCACAAGGCAUAGAAAGAGAAGGAGCGAGGUGUGGUCAGGAGAGCCGGGAGAGAGGAGAGAACAUCUCGAGUGGCCGUGAAGUUGCACACAACGAGGAGGAACGUCUGGAGCCCGGAGACCACGACCUUAAAGGCCAACAAGACAACCUUUGACUGCCCGGUACUUCCACGCACCCUUCAGCUACACACACACACACACACACACACGCACACUAGCGUUGGACACGCUCGGGUCUCUCUCACACACGCACGCGACAUGUUUGAGGAGCAGGUGACCAGGGUGAAGAUCACGUCGGCGGUGAUCCUGGUGGGCAUGGCGUCGAUGCUGGCAGCGGUGGUGACGGACCAUUGGGCGGUGCUCAGCCCCCGGGUGGAGAAGCUGAACGCGACCUGCGAGGCCGCCCACUUUGGCCUUUGGAGGCUCUGCAAGAAGAGCAUCUUCAUCGUCGAGGAAGACCCCGAGGGCAAAGGCUGCGGCCCCAUCAGCCUACCUGGAGCUGAAAACUGUUCCUACUUCAAACACUUUACCUCGGGGGAAGAAGCGGAAGUUUUUGAAGUCAAGACCCAGAAAGAGUACAAUAUCUCAGCAGCAGCCAUCGCCAUCUUCAGCCUGUUCUUCAUGUUCCUGGGCACCCUCUGUGUCGUCCUGUCUUUUGGGAAGGGGCGGGACUACCUGCUGCGGCCUGCUGGGAUGUUUUUCGCCUUCGCAGGCCUCUGCAUCAUCAUUUCCGUCGAAGUUAUACGCCAGUCGGUCAAGCGGAUGAUUGACAGCGAUGAGACCAUCUGGAUUGAAUACUACUACUCCUGGUCCUUUACCUGCGCCUGUGCCUCCUUCACGCUGCUAAUCCUCAGUGGAGGCGCCCUGCUCCUCAUCUCCAUGCCCCACAUGCCACGUAACCCCUGGGAGACCUGCAUGGACGCGGAGCCCGACACCUUAGAGUAGCCACAGGAGAUCAACUGGGUAGACAAAAAUACAAGUAGUUUUGCCUCAUUUAGCGCUUUCAUUGAAUAGCCCAUCCCACAUAUGUACCCGUACUGCAAGCAUUUUUCCAACCUUCCGUGUCCUUUUAGUUUAAAUUGGGUUAGUAAAAUAUUAUAGUCAACUUUGUGAUACUGACCACAGCGACAACAGUGAAGUUCAAGCCUUCUUCACAGGAGAUGACAGUUACAAGCGGGAGUUUAUUGGUGUGUUCGAAAGCCGAGAAAUGAUUCGUCAUUAAACUUAAGAGUCGUCCGUCGAGCAGAACCUUUUUUUACAAGUAUUUACUAAAUCCGCAGUAUCCUUUUUAUAAAGUCCAUGUGUCAUUAUUUGCUUUGACGGUUUGGUUUUAUGACAAUACCUCUUUCAACUGCAUCGCUGUGCCUUAAGUUUAGGAUGUCUGAGCGUUUCACGAGCAUCUGAAAACACCACAGACAAAGCGGGCCGUGCAUGGAACUGUCAUCGUGGAAGCCAGGUAGAAGCCAAACGUUUAAAAAGCUUGUCUUUUAAUUUCAUGUCAUUCUCUGGGGAUGUAAGGAGAAUAUCAACAAAUGUAAUUAAAUAUAUUCUAAAAAUAAACUACUUACCAUCGC